Molecule: messenger RNA, 1315 nt
Organism: Olea europaea var. sylvestris
Lineage: Eukaryota; Viridiplantae; Streptophyta; Magnoliopsida; Lamiales; Oleaceae
Product: ent-kaur-16-ene synthase, chloroplastic-like
Exons: 4
Biological process (GO): gibberellin biosynthetic process
Cellular component (GO): chloroplast
Molecular function (GO): magnesium ion binding; terpene synthase activity
Source: RefSeq, a predicted model, not a curated record
GUGAAUUCAUCUUCUCGGCAUUUUUUCAUAUGCUAUUCAAUACUAUCACUUGCUUUGACAUUGCAUGUUCAUAGAUGGGUAGUAGAGAACAGAUUGGAUGAGCUGAGUUUUGCAAGGCAGAAGUCUGCAUACUGUUAUUUCUCUGCUGCAGCAACCUUUUCCGCUCCUGAACUAUCAGAUGCUCGCAUGUCAUGGGCCAAAAAUGGUGUGCUGACGACAGUGGUUGAUGACUUCUUUGAUGUUGGAGGUUCUGUAGAGGAAUUAAAAAAUCUAAUUCAGUUAGUUGAAAUAUGGGAUGUAAAUGUUGCUACUGAUUGCUGCUCUGAGAAAGUCCGGAUCAUAUUUUCUGCACUUCAAAGCACAAUCUGCCAGAUUGGAGAUAAAGGACUCAUGCACCAAGAACGCUGUGUGACAGACCAUAUAAUUGACAUUUGGCUUAAUUUACUACAUUCUAUGUUGAAAGAAACUGAAUGGGCUAGAGACAAGUAUGUGCCAACAAGGGAUGAAUAUAUGAGCAACGCAUACGUGUCAUUUGCCUUAGGGCCCAUUGUCCUUCCAACUCUUUAUUUCGUCGGACAUAAGCUUUCUAAUGAGGUGGUUCACCAUUUUGAAGUUCAUAAUCUAUUCAAACUGAUGAGCACGUGUGGACGUCUGCUAAAUGAUAUCCAGUCUUUCAAGAGAGAGUCCAAGGAGGGAAAACUAAACGCGCUGUCAUUGUACAUAAGCAGUGGUGGUACUGGUAGUGACAUAACUGAAGAAGCUGCAAUUACUGAAAUGAAACUGUUGAUCAGCAGCCAAAGGAGAGAACUGCUGAGACUAGUUCUGCAGGGAAAGAACAGUGUUUUGCCAAAAGCUUGCAAGGAUUUGUUUUGGCAUAUGUGCACAGUGCUGCAUCUCUUUUACAAUAAAGACGAUGGAUUCACCUCAGAAGAGAUGAUCAGCGUUGUAAAAGCAAUUAUUCAUCAACCCAUUGUAGUCGAUGAUGAAUUCGAAUUCAAGGCCUAAUAUGAUAAAAUUAUAAAAAUUUCUUAAAAGCAAUUAUUCAUCAACCCAUUGUAGUCGAUGAUGAAUUCGAAUUCAAGGCCUAAUAUGAUAAAAUUAUAAAAAUUUCUUAAAAGCAAUUAUUCAUCAACCCAUUGUAGUCGAUGAUGAAUUCGAAUUCAAGGCCUAAUAUGAUAAAAUUAUAAAAAUUUCUUAAAAGCAAUUAUUCAUCAACCCAUUGUAGUCGAUGAUGAAUUCGAAUUCAAGGCCUAAUAUGAUAAAAUUAUAAAAAUUUCUCAAUAAAUACCGGUGUCGACGAUGCCCAGAUUAGUUU